Molecule: messenger RNA, 1506 nt
Organism: Prosopis cineraria
Lineage: Eukaryota; Viridiplantae; Streptophyta; Magnoliopsida; Fabales; Fabaceae
Product: FAM10 family protein At4g22670-like
Exons: 11
Coding region: 75-1235 (386 amino acids)
Molecular function (GO): protein dimerization activity; Hsp70 protein binding
Source: RefSeq, a predicted model, not a curated record
UUGUGAAUGAUACUCAAUUUGAUGUUCUUUCUUUGUCCUUGCUUCUUGCUCAGAGAUUAGGAACGCUUAAUCCAAUGGACGCUUCUAAGAUCCGUCAAUUGGAGCUCUUCAUUGAGCAGUGCAAGUCUAAUCCUUCAAUCCUCAGCGAUCCUUCUCUCUUUUUUUUCCGCGAUUAUCUCGAAAGUCUCGGCGCUAAGCUCCCUUCUUCUGCUUACUCCAAUGCGAGGAGUGAAGAUAGCGAUGAUGACGUUGAAGAUGUUGCGGGCGGACAAAGCAAGGUGGAGGAAGAGGAAGAGGAAGACGAGAUAAUCGAAUCCGAUAUUGAGCUGGAGGGUGAAACCGUUGAGCCAGAUAAUGAUCCUCCACAAAAGAUGGGAGAUCCCUCUGUCGAGGUGACUGAAGAGAGUCGUGAUGCUUCCCAAGCAGCCAAAGCUAAAGCUGUUGAGGCCAUUUCAGAUGGUAAGUUGGAAGAGGCAAUUGAUAAUUUGACGGAGGCAAUUACACUCAACCCUACCUCCGCCAUUAUGUAUGCUACCAGAGCUACGGUUUACAUCAAAAUGAAGAAACCUAAUGCUGCAAUCCGAGAUGCAAAUGCGGCUUUGGAGAUUAAUCCUGAUUCUGCUAAAGGCUAUAAGUCUCGAGGUAUUGCCCGAGCAAUGCUUGGUCAGUGGGAAGAAGCUGCACAGGAUCUUCACCUGGCUUCGAAGUUAGAUUAUGAUGAGGAAAUAAAUGCUGUACUAAAGAAGGUGGAGCCAAAUGCUCACAAGAUUGAGGAGCAUCGUCGGAAAUAUGACAGGCUGAGGAAGGAAAGAGAGGAUAAAAAACAUGAGCGUGAGAGACAGCGCCGCCGUGCUGAAGCUCAGGCUGCAUAUGAGAAGGCUAAGAAGCAAGAGCAAUCAUCUUCCAGCAGAAAUCCUGGAGGCAUGCCGGAGGGCUUUCCAGCUGGCAUGGGGGGAGGUUUUCCUGGAGGCAUGCCAGGAGUGGGAGGCUUUCCUGGAGCUGGAGGCAUGCCUGGAGGCUUCCCUGGUGGCAUGCCAGGAGGGGUGCCUGGAAAUGUUGAUUUUAGCAAAAUCUUGAAUGAUCCGGAGCUGAUGGGGGCUUUUAGUGAUCCGGAGGUCAUGGCUGCUUUACAAGAUGUCAUGAAGAACCCAGCCAAUUUGGCAAAGCAUCAGGCAAAUCCCAAGGUGGCUCCAGUAAUUGCAAAAAUGAUGAACAAAUUUGGAGGCCCUAAGUAAACAAACAAUUUGGCGGAACUGGUGACUAUUUCAGGCUUGUGACGAUACAGAAUGUUUGUUUUUUCUCCCCCGCUAUUUUUCGUUUGAAGCUGUGUUAGAUUUUGUUCGAAGCUUUCCUUUGUCUGUCUGUAGCCAAUGUUUUCCUCUCAUCUAUUCGGUUUUCCAAUCUCUUGGACUGUCGAUUAAAGAUGUAAGUUAACUUCCUUUUGUUACCUGGACUGAACUUUUGCUUGUCACAAUAAAAAAAAAAAAAAAGUACUUUCAUUCCAAA